CCCCGCCCUUCCCUCCCCUUCCGAAUCAUCACCGGCAACUCAUGAUGGAGAGUCAGGAUUAUUCGCCGCCACACAUGGACGCAUCAAGGCCGUCCCUUGGUUUCCCUCUCGGUACUGCGCUUCUCUUGAUCGUCAUCUUCAGCUUGAGCGGAAUAUUCUCCUGCUGUUAUCACUGGGACAAGCUCAGGUCCCUCCGCAGAUCCUUCUCCGUCGGAGAGAGCAUCGUCGAUCCCGAUUCCGACAUCGAAGCUGCUUCCAAAUCUAAGAAGUCACACACGGAAUUGAAGCAGAGCAAGAGCCAGAGCUUGCCGGUGCUAAUGCCGGGAGAUCAGUUUCCGAAGUUUAUUGCAUUGCCUUGUCCAUGUGAGCCGCCACGGCCAGAGAUGGUUGUCGUGAAGGUGGAGGAGCCGCUAAAGCCGCCGCCACUGGUGGCGCCUUUCUACUAGUAAAAUUUGACUCGUCGGUGUACAUAGAGGCCAACUCUGUUUUUUGCCCAUGUUUUUUGGGGUUUUCUAUUCUAAGAGAGAGAAAAAAAAAAAAGAUUUUAGGGUUUUAAAUAUUUAUUAUUUUUGCCAUUUAUUGUAACCCAACCCAUAUUUUGGUUUCCAAGUUAUACACUUAUUCAAUCCUAAUUGAAGAAUAUCGAAUUAAUAA
This is a messenger RNA of Tripterygium wilfordii, 654 nucleotides long. RefSeq lists its product as uncharacterized. The transcript is spliced from 2 exons. Bases 42 to 446 code for a protein of 134 amino acids. Lineage: Eukaryota; Viridiplantae; Streptophyta; Magnoliopsida; Celastrales; Celastraceae. The record is from RefSeq and is a predicted model, not a curated record.